This is a messenger RNA of Trichoderma asperellum CBS 433.97, 783 nucleotides long. RefSeq lists its product as uncharacterized. Gene Ontology annotation, molecular function: carboxylic ester hydrolase activity; palmitoyl-(protein) hydrolase activity. The record is from RefSeq and is a predicted model, not a curated record. Lineage: Eukaryota; Fungi; Ascomycota; Sordariomycetes; Hypocreales; Hypocreaceae. Gene Ontology annotation, biological process: protein depalmitoylation. Gene Ontology annotation, cellular component: cytoplasm.
AUGCCUUCCUCACCACGAGUUGUCGGCCCUGCAACAGGCCAUUCUCAUACCCACACAAUCAUCGUCCUGCAUGGCCGCGAUAGCGAUGCCCAAGAGUUUUCGUCCGAGUUUUUUGAGUGCGAGGCAACAGGGCCGGAAACAGAUCGCACGCUGCCGGCGCUUUUUCCUAGCGUCCGCUGGGUAUUCCCACAAGCAAGACCGCUCCAUUCUGAGCGCUUCCAUGUCGAAAUGUCACAAUGGUUCGACAUGUGGAGUGUAGAAGACCAGCAAGAGCGCGCUGAGCUGCAAAUAACGGGCUUGCGAGCAAGUGUCGAUUGCAUCGCGGAAUUAAUUCAGGAGGAGGAGCUGCUUGUGCCCCGGAAGAGGAUAUUUUUAACUGGCAUCAGCCAAGGCUUUGCGACUGUAUUGGCUACAUUCUUUGCUGAUGGUGGAGGAGGUUUCGCUGGCCUCUGCGGAUUCUCCAGUUGGCUCCCGCUCGCCGACCAAGCCGCACCAGAAGUCGAAGUUUUCGUGGGGAAUUCUAGUCAACAACUUGCUGCAAUGCAGCGAUUUUACUUUGGUAGAAAUGAGUUAUCGCCACUACAAAUGACCUCGACGCCUAUUCUUCUUGAGCACUGCCAUGAUGAUGAAGUUAUUGACAUCAAGAGUGGGACUCGCAUGCGAGAUUUUUUGAGUCAGCUCGAUAUGGAGGUUGACUGGCACGAAUAUCAAUAUGGAGGACAUUGGUUCAAUGAGCCACAGGGCGUUGAUGAUUUUGUUGGGUUUUUACGAAGAUAUAUGUAG